This is a messenger RNA of Corylus avellana, 1179 nucleotides long. RefSeq names its product protein DMR6-LIKE OXYGENASE 2. NCBI's taxonomy places the organism in Eukaryota, Viridiplantae, Streptophyta, Magnoliopsida, Fagales, Betulaceae. The record is from RefSeq and is a predicted model, not a curated record.
ACUCAAUAACCGAGAACAGAAAUUGGCAGAUUAGCAUCAGCAAAAGAUGGCCGCCACUAAGCUAUUGUUAUCAGACCUUGCAUCAAGCGUCAGCCAUGUUCCCUCAAACUACAUCCGACCAAUCUCCGACCGGCCAAAUCUCUCCGACGUUCAGACAUCAGAUGACUCCAUUCCCCUCAUCGAUCUACAGGGCCUCCACGGCUCCGACCACUCUGAAAUUAUCAAACAGAUUGGCGAAGCAUGCCAACAAAAUGGUUUCUUCCAGAUUAAAAACCAUGGAGUACCAGAGUCAUUGAUCAAAAAAAUCACGCGUACAUCAAGAGACUUUUUCAAAUUGCCAGAGAGUGAGAGGUUGAAGAAUUACUCAGAUGACCCUACCAAAACCACCAGGCUUUCCACUAGUUUCAAUGUCAAGACAGAAAAGGUGUCAAACUGGAGGGAUUUCUUGAGACUCCAUUGCUAUCCUCUCGAGGACUAUGUGCACGAAUGGCCUUCAAAUCCUCCAUCCUUUAGGGAGGAGGUGGGUGAGUACUCCACCAGUGUCAGAGGGUUGGUGCUGAGACUGCUUGAGGCCAUAUCGGAGAGCUUAGGCCUAGAAAGAGACUACAUUGGAAAGGCUUUAGGGAAACAUGCCCAACAUAUGGCGUUGAAUUACUAUCCACCCUGCCCGCAGCCAGAGCUUACAUACGGAUUGCCUGGCCAUACUGACCCUAAUCUAAUCACAAUUCUUCUUCAGGAUGAUGUUCCUGGAUUGCAGGUCUUAAACAAUGGCAAAUGGAUUGCCGUUAAUCCUAUUCCAAAUACCUUCAUUGUCAACAUCGGUGACCAAAUGCAGGUUAUAAGCAACGAUCGAUACAAGAGUGUGCUCCAUCGGGCUGUGGUGAACUGCAACAGGGAGAGGAUAUCCAUCCCAACGUUCUACUGUCCAUCACCUGAUGCUGUAAUAGAGCCUGCCAAGGAGCUGAUCAGCGAUGAGCAGCCAGCAGUGUAUAGAAAUUUUACAUAUGGAGAAUACUAUGAGAGAUUUUGGAACAGAGGCCUUGCAACCCAAUGCUGUUUAGACACCUUCAAAGCAUAGCAUCUUGAUCUAGUGCUUGAUCUAUAUAUUCUGCUGUUUAGACAUGAGCUGGAGUCAGUACCAACAUGUUUAUUUAAUUAUCAAAAAGUCAAUUUCAUUUC